UCCGGUUUAGUUUUGCCCUGGGCCCCUGGAAACCUCUGGGCGGCCCUGAGGAGAGUCACAGCAUUGGGGAAUUCAUUGUCGGAAAAGGGAGAGACGCGCGGAAAGACUUUUCGCUGUCAUGUCACCCAUCAUGGACCAUGUGGACCAGGAAGACCCGCGCUCUGUUAUCGGGGAUCUAACCCUCGUGAAGGCUAUUAUGUGAUGAACUUAGCCUGAAUUACGAUUCGAGUAGUAAGACGAUUCCCGUGCCGCUAUAUUCCGCGGACAUUAAAGUUUUGUCGCGGAAUCAUGCCGACACGGAACUGGAGCAAGAUCGCCUGCCCUGCCGUCGAGCUCUCCCUUCAUAAAACUCUCGGUAGUGGGCAGUCUUUCAGGUGGGAGACCCUUGAGAACAAUGAGUGGAGAGGUGUCUUGGAAAGAUUUGUCAUUCUCUUCUCCCAGACUGAUACACACCUGCUUUUUGAAGUGCUCAAUGAACAUAAAUGUGCACCAGCUAAGUUGGAAAAGAAGAUUCAAAACUAUUUUCAGAUGGAAUAUAAUAUGCAAGAUCUGUAUAGGCAGUGGUCACUUCAGGACCCAAAUUUUGCUGUGAUUGAGAAGCAGUUUGCUGGAGUUCGCAUGCUCUCUCAGGAUCCUGUUGAGAAUCUAUUCUGUUUCAUCUGCUCUUCCAACAACAAUAUCAAAAGGAUCUCUCAGAUGGUGGAUAAAAUGUGCUGUAAAUAUGGAGAUUUUAUUGGAAGAGUUGAUGGGAAGGAUUAUUACAGCUUCCCAUCUAUUGAGUCUUUAGCUGAAGAUGAUGUCGAAGAGAAUCUGCGACAGCUGGGAUUUGGUUACCGUGCCAAGUAUGUGAACCAGGCUGCCAAGAUGGUCUUGAACAAAGGUGGAUCCAAGUGGUUGAAAUCUCUUCGGAAUCUUCCCUAUCGAAAGACCCAUGAUGAACUGAUGAAGCUGCCUGGUGUUGGAGCCAAGGUUGCUGACUGCAUCUGUUUGAUGUCUAUGGGACAUACGUGUGCUGUGCCAGUGGAUACACAUGUAUUUCAGAUUGCAGCAGCCAGAUACCUACCUCAUAUCAAGGGAGUGAAGUCUCUGACAAGCAAGGUGUACUGGCUGAUUGGAGACCAUUUCAGGAACCUCUUUGGUGAUCUGGCAGGUUGGGCACAUUCGGUGCUGUUUUGUGCUGAUCUUAAGGAAUUUGAAGGGGAAGCGAAACAGGCAGCUUGUGCAUUAAAACGGACAGCUGAGGUGCAGAUGCCAGGUCCUCUGGUUCCACACUCACACAAGAAGAAGCGGAGAUGAUUUUGCUGAUUGAGGUUUUGGCAGAGGUUUGGAGUGACUUGGUGAAAGUGUGAAAAGUAUUCUGCCUGAGAAAUGGAUGUCCUGAAAGGUGUUUUACUUUGAAAAGUCUUCCAUGAAGAUGAUAGAAGGUGCAUAUAACUGAAGGGAAUGUGUGA
Messenger RNA from Darwinula stevensoni, 1451 nucleotides. NCBI's taxonomy places the organism in Eukaryota, Metazoa, Arthropoda, Ostracoda, Podocopida, Darwinulidae. The record is from the annotation of a GenBank genome assembly.